This is a messenger RNA of Vigna radiata var. radiata (mung bean), 4746 nucleotides long. Its product is annotated as pentatricopeptide repeat-containing protein At5g14770, mitochondrial. Bases 222 to 3311 code for a protein of 1029 amino acids. The transcript has 2 exons. Gene Ontology annotation, molecular function: protein binding. The record is from RefSeq and is a predicted model, not a curated record. Lineage: Eukaryota; Viridiplantae; Streptophyta; Magnoliopsida; Fabales; Fabaceae.
GUAACAUAUGAUACAGUCCAUUGUUGUUGGUUUCCUGGUAGCAAGCCCUAGGAAAUUGAGGAUUAAUACAAAAAUGCAGAAAACAUAAUAAUAACGCGGUAACAAUCUGUUUCUCCUUCGUGUUCUCUCAUAGUCCACUUGAUUGCAGUGCAGCAACUUGAAUUGAGAUUCUGAGACACCACCAUGUUCUUGAGUGCUUGAAGUAACUACGUCGUGCAGAGAUGAUGCACCUCAAGAGCCUGCAAAGCAAGGCCCUUGUGUUCGUUUUCUCAUCCUAUAGAACUCUCCACCCUCCUCACUGCAGUCCCCACUACCCUCUGAUCCGCGUCAGAAGAUUCUUCUCCCUCUUCCCCAAAGAUUCGAUUUUGAUUCCCCCCAUGAAGACCCAUCUCUACGCUUCCUUCUUCUGCACACUCAUUCGGCUCUACUUGGCUUGUGGCAGGUUCUGCAUUGCCUCUCACGCUUUCUCUCGCAUGCGUGCCCUUUCUCUCGUUCCCUCCUUGCCCUUGUGGAAUGACCUUUUGUAUGAAUUCAAUGCCUGUGGCUUGGUUUCCCAGGUAAAAGUGCUGUAUUCUGAGAUGGUUUUUUGUGGGGUUGUGCCUAAUGUUUUCAGUGUUAACGUGUUAGUUCAUUCGUUAUGUAAAGUGGGGGACUUGGGUUUGGCUUUAAGGUAUCUCAGGAACAACAGUGUUUUUGAUCAUGUUACUUAUAAUACUGUUCUUUGGGGAUUCUGUAAGCAUGAAUUGGCUGAUCAGGGUUUUGGAUUGUUGUCCGAAAUGGUUAAGAAGGGUGUGUGUUUUGAUUCAGUUACUUGUAAUAUACUUGUUAAGGGGUAUUGUCAAGUUGGAUUGGUUCACUAUGCUGAGUGGAUUAUGGACAACUUGGUUAGAGGGGGGGUUCCACUAGAUGUUACAGGUUUGAACACCUUGGUUGACGGGUACUGUGAAGCGGGGUUGAUGAGUCGUGCGUUAGCAUUGGUGGAGGAUAGUUGGAAGAAUGGUGUCAAGCCUGAUAUUGUUACUUAUAAUACUUUGCUUAAUGCUUUUUGUAAGAACGGGGAUCUUGCGAAGGCGGAGUCUCUUAUCAAUGAUAUUUUGGGCUUUAAGAGGGGUGAGGAAUCUGGUGUAUUAAAUGACUGUGGUGUUGAAAGACUGGAUGAGAUAAGAGAUUUGCAGCCAACAGUUGUUACGUGGACAACCUUAAUUUCUGCUUACUGUAAGCAUCGCGGAUAUGAAGAAUUCCUUUCUCUGUAUGAGCGGAUGAUUAUGAGUGGAAUCAUGCCUGAUGUGGUUACUUGUAGUUCUAUUCUUUAUGGACUUUGCAGGUAUGGUAAAUUACCUGAAGCGGCAGUAUUGCUGAGAGAGAUGUAUAAAAUGGAUUUAGAUCCUAAUCAUGUUUCAUACACUACAAUUAUUGAUGCUUUAUUAAAAUCUGGGAGGGUGAUGGAGGCUUUUAGUUUUCAAAGUCAAAUGAUGGUUCGAGGUAUUUCUUUUGAUCUAGUUUUGUGCACAACUAUAAUGGAUGGACUUUUCAAAGUUGGAAAAUCUAAAGAUGCUGAGGAAAUGUUCGAAAGUGUUUUAAAGCUCAACCUUGUCCCAAACUGUGUCACAUAUUCAGCAUUGCUAGAUGGUCAUUCUAAGUUAGGAGACAUGGAAUCUGCAGAGUUGGUGUUGCAAAAAAUGGAGAAAGAACAUGUUCUUCCAAAUGCUGUCACCUUUUCUUCUAUUAUAAGUGGAUACGCCAAAAAAGGAAUGCUAAAUAAAGCAGUUGAAGUGUUAAGGAAGAUGGUCCAAAUGAAUAUUAUGCCAAAUGCUUUUAUUUAUGCUAUUUUGAUGGAUGGCUAUUUUAGGGCAGGUCAACAUGAGGCUGCUGCUGGUUUUUAUAAGGAAAUGAAAUCAUGGGGAUUGGAGGACAACAAUAUUAUACUAGAUAUUUUUUUGAACAAUUUGAAAAGAUCUGGAAGCAUGAAGGAAGCUAAUUCAUUAAUUAAAGACAUUUGCUCCAAGGGUAUUUACCUAGACAUUUUUAACUACACUUCUCUAAUAGAUGGCUACUUUAAAGAAGGAAAUGAUUCUGCUGCUCUUUCCUUAGUUCAGGAAUUGAGAGACAAAAACAUUCAGUUUGAUGUUGUUGCUUGCAAUGCUUUGAUUAAGGGGCUCUUAAGGCCAGGAAAAUAUGAACCAAAUUCCGUGUUUUCAGGAAUGAUGGAAUUGGGUCUGACUCCAGACUGUGUUACAUAUAACACUGUGAUUAAUACGUACUUCAUACAAGGUAAAAAGGAAAAUGCCCUGGAUGUACUGAAUGAGAUGAAGAGCUAUGGAGUAAUGCCAAAUAUGGUCACUUAUAAUAUUCUUAUUGGUGGUCUUUGUAAAACAGGUGCAAUUGAAAAAGCAAUGGAUGUUUUGGAUGAAAUGUUGCUUAUGGGGUAUAUUCCUACGCCAAUUAUUCACAAGUUUCUGCUUAAAGCAUAUUCAAGGGAUAGAAAAGCAGAUGCAAUUUUUCAAAUUCACAAUAAGCUUUUAGCUAUGGGCCUCAAGCUUGACCAGAUAGUGUAUAACACGCUAAUCACAGUAUUAUGCAGAUUAGGGAUGACUAAAAAAGCAAAUGUGGUGCUCAGGGAAAUGGUCACGAAAGGAAUUUCAGCUGACGUUGUUACUUAUAAUGCCCUUAUUUGUGGUUAUUGUACAGGCAGCCAUGUGGAGAAGGCUAUUGAUACUUAUUCACAGAUGUUGGCAGAUGGAAUCUCUCCUAAUAUUUCUACUUACAAUAUCCUUUUAGAAGGUUUUUCAACUGCUGGUUUGAUGAAAGAUGCAGAUAAAUUAAUUAGUGAGAUGAGGGAAAGAGGACUUGUCCCAAAUGCCAGUACUUAUAACAUACUGGUUUCUGGCCAUGGUAGGAAUGGAAAUAGACGAGAUUCUAUAAAACUAUAUUGUGAAAUGGUAACCAAAGGUUUUAUUCCUACAACAGGAACCUAUAAUGUGCUUAUUCAAGAUUAUGCAAAAGUAGGAAAGAUGCACCAAGCUAAAGAACUUUUGAACGAGAUGUUCACAAGAGGAAGAAUUCCUAACUCUUCAACAUAUGACAUUCUAAUCUGUGGAUGGUGCAAAUUAUCUUGUGAGCCAGAGAUGGACAGGGCACUUAAAUUGUCAUAUCAGAAUGAGGCAAAAAAAUUGCUGAGAGAUAUGUGUGAAAAAGGACAUGUGCCAUCUGAGACCACUCUCUUAUAUGUCAGUUCAAAUUUUUCCAUGCCAGGAAAAAGGGCUGAUGCCAAGAGGUUAUUGAAGGUAUUUACCCAGAAGAAGAACUUGUAAUAAAUGGUCUAAUGGAUGAUGAGAUGAUACAAAAACUCAAACUCUGACCAAUCCUAUAAAAAGUGACUCUUCAUGUCUUACAAAGUCCAAUUGGGAUGAGGAAAUUAGUGGACUGUAACCAUCUUCUUUGUUUGGAAAUGAAGGUUAUGGUGUUUUAAGCAAUAACACAUAAGUUUAACAAAGACAAUCCGCAUCUUUAUAUGAUAACUACUGUCUUGUGAUGCUAAACUUAUGUGAUUGGAAUUGGAAAUUAUGGGUGAAGUACUCAUGGUAACAAAUCCAUUACAUCACUGAAAGAUUGGAACUCAUGAGAAAAAUCAAGGGUGAGAUGGAUCAACAAUGAAUUUAUGUGAUGGCCGUGGUCAACUGCUACUUCUUUGCCAAGAAUAUAUUGAUGUAGCAUACUCAAUAUGAUCAAGUCAUUGACAAACCCAUCAAUCUCAGACAGUCAUUGGGAUAUAUACACCAGCUGAAGUAAGGGAGAAAAGAACACAAUUCUUCUAUGAACAGUUUUUUAGGUACUUUUAUGAGGCCAAUUCUGGCAUGGAAAUAAAUGCUAUAAGUAGAUAAGGUUUAUUUUAUUCAAGUUACAGAAAGCGAGCUUUCGCCAGAAACUUAAGCAUCUUUAAGCUCAAUUCUAAUAGAAGUUACAAGGAAAUUUCAGAUAAAAUUGUUGUGUCUAGUGUGGUGGUAAGUGGUGUUCCUAUUUUACCAUCUCUUUUUCCUUUGAUGGAGCAAAAAAGUCAUUGUUUAAAACCAGAAACAGAUAAUUAGUGUUAACUUCCUCUCAGUUAUAAACAAAAUUACAGGCCUAUGAAAUCAUUGUCAUCACAUUAAAAAUAUUUAAAAUAAUAGAAGGGCUCUAAUCUAAGAUCUAAAGCAAUAUUCUUAUAUAAUAUUAGAAUGUGAACUUGAGACCGCGUCAGUUCGUACCUUAACCAUUCUGCCUCUAUUUACAACCAUAACUAUCAUAAAUUUGAUACAUCUUUUGGAUACAUUUAUAUUAGUUAGUGUUAUUAAAAGGUUAAAACCACUUAGGCGUCCCUGUUUUCGUAAGGUCUUCCCAUUUUGGUCCUGUUCUUAUAAAACUUUCCAAUUGGGUCUUUAAAAGUGCCAAUUUCGUUGAAAUUAACCCCUGCCGUUAAAAUUGAGUAACGGUGUUAAAUCUGGGUAGAGUUGGAUGGAGGACGUGUCAACCAUUAAAACGUGGCAGAAUAACUGAGUGGUACGUGACGUGAUUAAUUGAUAAAUUGAAAUUAAAAAGGGGAUUAGGGUUAGUUAAUUAAAAAAGGGGAUCAGGGUUAAUCUUCUUCUCCAUCCAGAAAGAGAGAAAGCCUAGGGUUCCCUCUCAUCAUCUGCGGCAAUCAUCUGCACUCAAAAAGGUGAUGGAAUCUUAGAUUUUGAAGAGAGUGUUGUUUCCNUAUCGUUGUCUUCG